Coregonus clupeaformis (lake whitefish) is the source of this 730-nucleotide messenger RNA. Its product is annotated as c-Myc-binding protein. The coding region runs from base 207 to 518 and encodes 103 amino acids. The transcript has 5 exons. Gene Ontology annotation, molecular function: transcription coactivator activity. Gene Ontology annotation, biological process: regulation of DNA-templated transcription. The record is from RefSeq and is a predicted model, not a curated record. Gene Ontology annotation, cellular component: nucleus. NCBI's taxonomy places the organism in Eukaryota, Metazoa, Chordata, Actinopteri, Salmoniformes, Salmonidae.
GUCCAAUAGAAACUCUCGUUUUCGUUGUAAAACGUUUUCCAUUUGGAGUAAACGGUUUCUGUUGCAAAAUGGUAUGCAACAGACGAAACGUUUUGCAACAUAAUCUGCGUAAUGAAUACAACCCAGGCUUAAUCGCUUGAUAAAUCUUUCCAGCUGUUGAUAGUUUACUAAUCUUCAUAACGCUACAAAUCUGGUCGCCAGGCAUAAUGUCUUAUUACAGAGCUUCUGAAUCAAAGAGGGAACAAUUUCGAAGGUAUCUCGAAAAAGCUGGUGUUCUUGACAGUCUUACAAAUGUGUUGGUGGCCCUGUACGAAGAGACAGAGAAACCGAAUAAUGCUUUGGACUUUCUAAAGCAUCACCUUGGUGUGGCUGGGGUGGAGACCGCAGAUGCAGAGGCACUCCGUUUGGGGCUGUCUGAGCUACAGCAGAAGUGUGAGCUGCUCAUGGAGGAAAACAAAGAACUCAGAAAGAGGGUUCUGCAGUAUGAACCAGCACCUGAGGAUGGCGCAGCGGAGUAAUGUAGUUGAUUGAAAAAAUGUUUCCCACUGUUUUGGAAAGGGUGCUUAAUGUAAAGCUAUACAUUUUUUUUUUUAUAGGUGUGUGUACCACUUUAAGGCAAUGUAAUUUUGUUUAAGUAGUAAAUGUGUCUUCUGUGUACAGGCACUUCCUUCAGCCUAAAGCGUAAACCAUUAUCUCCAAUAUUAAGUCAAUAAAUACUCUUUGCAGGAAA